Jaminaea rosea is the source of this 625-nucleotide messenger RNA. RefSeq lists its product as hypothetical. Lineage: Eukaryota; Fungi; Basidiomycota; Exobasidiomycetes; Microstromatales. Bases 184 to 381 code for a protein of 65 amino acids. The transcript has a single exon. The record is from RefSeq and is a predicted model, not a curated record.
AUCAUCUCGAGGCAUCUUCGCCUCCGUCGCGAAGGCACCGAGGGCGGCUGCCCCGUUGCAACGUCGCUUUGCGUCGGGAGGCGGAGCAUACAAUGAGCCCACUGGCAAUCUCUUUGGGGAGAAGGUGAGCCGGCGACCAUAGACUGCUCUCGACCAUUUGUCUGGAGAGACCGGCAGACCGCAAUGCGUCUUCAUCAAAUGCUUCGUAGCAUCAUGUUCGUCGGGCAAUUGGCUAAUCCUUGUCCCACCGACCCCUCUCAGACGCUUGCAAAGGGCGAAAAGCGCCAACGCGAAUCGUGGGAGCUCAUGUGGUACUGGGGCAUGUUCGGCGGCAUCGCACUGGGCAUUGUUUUGAAGCUUUACCAGCCUGACACCACGUGAGUAUGCGGCAUCAAGGCAGCGAGACCUUCUACGACCAUUCGGCAUCGCCGAAGGACAGAUUUGCUGAUCAAUCCCACCUCGGUCCUCUGGUCGUCCUCCGUCUUGCUCUGAACCGCGCACAGUAUCGCAUCCUGGGCUGUCCCUGAGGCACGCAAGAACCUUGAGGCCUCAGGCAAGCCGUGGAAGUACGAGCCUUCUCCCAACUCCGGGUACCCGGAUGGGUUGCCCGAGAAGGACAGGGCGU